Messenger RNA from Aspergillus wentii DTO 134E9, 914 nucleotides. RefSeq lists its product as uncharacterized. The record is from RefSeq and is a predicted model, not a curated record. NCBI's taxonomy places the organism in Eukaryota, Fungi, Ascomycota, Eurotiomycetes, Eurotiales, Aspergillaceae. Bases 151 to 711 code for a protein of 186 amino acids. The transcript is spliced from 2 exons.
GUCCGGCAGUGUCCUGAUCGAGCUGGGUUGUGGGUAAGACCAGAGCAACAGAAACGACCGUGUCUUUAGCAUCUAUUCGAGUAUAGGAGUUUGCGGAAAACAGGCGCCAUUCUGUCGGCGCUCGAGCGGAAGAACAAAUCGAUUGACUCGAUGUGUCUCCGCGCGAACUGUCUCACAGCGUGGCAACACUGGCCACCAGACUGGGCCGAUCUAGUGGAGUCCAGGUGCAUGGCAUGGUGGGGACCUACGAAGACUGCAUUUCGUGGCUGGCUGGGAAUGCGUGGCCCCGAAAACAGGUCGAUCUGGUCACUUUGCUGUAGAUGGGCAACAGCGUGGCCAAUUACGGCCAGUCCCUGGUUGCGGUGGAUGCGUGCCAGCAGGAAAGCCGGAUCGUGGAAGCGGAUGACAGCGACCAAGAGGCACUCCGGGAGUUCGGCCUCAAUGGAUUGCGCCAUGCUAAUUCCAUCAUGGGCCAAUGAGAUGUUCCACCGCGAUGAAUGCAGUUGUGUGUGCCGAUUUGACGCUACCGAUCACACACUCAGAGUGUAUUACACGUGCGGCACGGACACCGAGCUGACAGUGGACGGACAGCGGCUGUCCCUGGCAAAGGGAAGCCAGAUCGAGGCGAUCACCAGCGGCAAAAUGGACGGUGGGAGAUGUGCAGCACAUUGCCAAGCGAGCUGGACUGCGAGUGAGGGAUCAAUGGUGUGAUGCGGAAUGCAUGUACUGGUUGUAUACCAUGGCUGCAGAGUCCCCGGCCGUGGAUCAGUGGAAAGGAGGGGUUCGGCGCAGUCAAGCUGAAAGGCACCUGGGAAGAAGCGCAGCUCAAGAAAAAACCGGGAAAAUGCACGGGAGUGGGUCUCGCCAACCGCGAUGGCCCGACAGCUCCCCGCACAAGCAAUGUGAUUGGCCCG